UAUAAGACGGCGCAUUUCCUUUCCUUUUCCUGUGCACGCGAUCCAAGGACUAGCACCGUUUUCUUUUCCCUUCGCCACAGCUAUCUGAUAACUAUUCCAAGGCACUGCAUCGAUCCGAAUACACAUCCAACACUGGCUGGACUGUUUGCCGACUCCAAGGAUCAUGCCUAGUCAGGACGACACGAUCGACUGGGCCAAACACAGGAAGAUCCUCCGGCGACUGUGGCUCGUCGAAGACAAGAAGCGAGAUGACAUAAUGAAAUUCAUGGCUGAGAAUUUCAACUUUCGGGCAACCCGGACCCAAUACGAUCGCAAGUUCCGAGAAUGGGGCUGGAGGAAGAAUCUAAAGAGUCAGGAAUGGAGGAUCAUCGGGUCUCAGAUUGCGCAGUCCAAAAAUGCCGGGAAACUCCCCAGCGUGUAUAUUAACGGCAUGUUGGUUCCGGAGGAAACCGUCUGGAGGUCGACUCGGCGUCAUGACUUCCCGACUAUCAAAGAGCGUUAUUGUCCAGCCCCCAGGCCUAAAACACCAGGAGGGGUCUAUAUAUGCACGCCCCCAGCUCUAGCCAGCCAAUCCUCCUUUUGGGACAACACUCCAUGGAUCCAGUUCUUACGCACAAUCAGCGGAAACGAAAAUCCUUUGCCAAACCUGGGCCGGCUCGCCGCAAAUUUACCCGACGUCGUUCGAGGGUUUUUGACACCUGUACCAAAUUCAGUAAGGUGGUAUCGUGCGAGUGAGCUUUCCUGGAUACUGGACAGGGCCUCUAGCUCGCAAAUAAGCCCUCGCCUCCCUGAAAUGUCCGCGAUUAUCAAGUCUUUCCAUUCAGACCUUCGGGCACUAUUACCUGACGCUGGUCCACUAGAUCAGAAUAGGAUGUCCACGGAGUCUGGACCGAUCGUCGUGAAGGGAAUAACAGGAGAUUACAUCAGUCUUUUCGUUUACCUUGUGUCAAACAACAGGGCCGGGAUCUUCACCAGUGCGGAUUUGAUUAGAUCCAUCCAGAAUCUGCUUGGUGCUACGCCUACGAUAAUCUCAUAUUAUAGUCAACCACCUACCGUCCAAGCGACGUUGGAACAUCUGCUCGCCCAGGCUGUUAAGGAUGGAAAUACACUCCUUGUCAAGGAGCUCCUCCGCUGCAGAAUCCCGGCUGAUGUUAAUGUUCGCGGAAAACGAUCCCCCGACGAAACGGCUCUUCAACAUGCAGUAAGAAUGGCCUAUGGGGAUAUUAUACGACUGCUACUCGCAGCCGGCGCUAAUCCAGAUGCACGGCCGUCCGGCCAGAAAACAGCCCUUCAGGUUGCAGUUGACAACGGUGAUAUCGAGGUAGCCCGGGUACUCUUGGAGGCCGGCGCAGAUCCCAAUUAUACUGGAAAAAUCAAUGAUACUCAUUACUCUGAUACGGCUCUCCACCAUGCUGCAUGGCGCAUGAAUACCCCAAUGGUUGAGCUGCUUCUCCUUUCAGGAGCUGAUAUCAACUCCAUUGCGGAUGUGCAAGUAACCACAGCUCUCUAUUGGGCCGCGGGGGCCGGAGGCCUCGAUAUGGUGAAUCUUUUGCUGAAGCAUGGCGCUGAGCUUAACGACGACCUCUCCGAGAAUUUGCCGAUUGCCGGAGCAGCAAGAUCAGGAAAUAUCGCUAUUGUGCAGCGUUUAGUAGAGGUUGGUGCAGACGUUAAUCUGGCCCGGGGUCCGUCGGGUAAGACUGCUCUUCAGGGGCCAGCUGGAUUUGGAGGAACUUUCGAGAUGGUUCGGGUUCUAUUGGAUGCAGGCACGGAUGUUAACGCUCGUGCAAGUUUUCGAGUUGCCACAGCACUACAGUCUGCAGUGUGUUCGAAUAGAAUCGAGGUGGUCCAGAUCAUACUCGAUCACGGUGCUGAGGUCAAUGCCCCGCCUGCUAUACCUGAAUGA
This is a messenger RNA of Aspergillus calidoustus, 1903 nucleotides long. The record is from the annotation of a GenBank genome assembly. NCBI's taxonomy places the organism in Eukaryota, Fungi, Ascomycota, Eurotiomycetes, Eurotiales, Aspergillaceae.